Dibothriocephalus latus is the source of this 291-nucleotide messenger RNA. The record is from the annotation of a GenBank genome assembly. Lineage: Eukaryota; Metazoa; Platyhelminthes; Cestoda; Diphyllobothriidea; Diphyllobothriidae.
UUGGGUCUCCCAGCCCCGGAAUUUCCCCGUGGUUUCGUUCCCGAAAUGGCUGUCUGGCCCUCGCUGUGGGUUUCUGAAUUGUCACGUGACCGUCAAGUGCUGGAGACCGAGGCUCGAAACUCCAACGGUGACGUCUCUAGCUGUUGCCCACCCGUGGACUAUCCCGACGAUGGCACGCGGACAAGCUUAAAACCGGGCUACUGGCCGAUGGAAUACUGUCGAAACAUGGCAAAGCUGUGCCUCAAAAUGACUUGUGAUGCCUACUCCGAAAAGCCCGACGCUGGGGAAUAA